Molecule: messenger RNA, 1552 nt
Organism: Aspergillus japonicus CBS 114.51
Lineage: Eukaryota; Fungi; Ascomycota; Eurotiomycetes; Eurotiales; Aspergillaceae
Product: nickel transport protein
Exons: 7
Coding region: 143-1552 (469 amino acids)
Biological process (GO): nickel cation transmembrane transport
Cellular component (GO): plasma membrane
Molecular function (GO): nickel cation transmembrane transporter activity
Source: RefSeq, a predicted model, not a curated record
AACAACAACAACAACAACAACAACAACAACAACAACAACAACAACAACAACAACAACAACAACAACAACAACAACAACAACAACAACAACAACAAUCAAGCUUCUCGAGCUCCAGAGUCCUUGUGGCUGCGCCCUUCCAACCAUGCGGGACGCUUCCCCGGAUCCCGUGGAUAACGUUCCGGGCAGCGACAACCACACCCCCGAGCGCAAAUGGAGCGCCAAGGCGCUCGUCAGGCAGGCCGAGCGAUCGCACCGCCGACUGCCGGGCCUCCGCAAGAUCCCUCUGCCGGCGCUCGGGAUUAUUCUGUUCAUCGCGUUGCUGAAUGUGGUUGUGUGGAUUGCUGCGGCGAUUGUGCUGCGUUACCACCCAUCCCUCGUCUCCAACGCCGUGCUCUCCUACACCCUCGGCCUGCGACAUGCCUUUGACGCCGACCAUAUCUCGGCCAUCGACCUAAUGACCCGGCGUUUACUCGCGACCGGCCAGACACCCGUGACCGUGGGGACGUUCUUCUCGCUGGGCCAUUCCACAAUCGUAAUCAUCACCUCAAUAGUCGUCGCCGCAACCGCAGCGGCCAUCUCCUCACGCUUCGACAGCUUCAGCACGAUCGGCGGCAUAAUCGGCACGUCGGUCAGCGCCGCCUUCCUGAUUCUGCUCGGCCUCAUGAACGCCUACAUCCUGUACAAGCUGUACCGGCAGAUGCAGAAAGUGCUGAACCUGCCGGAGGACCGGGCGGACGAGAUCUGGAAGAUCGAGGGCGGCGGGGUGUUGUUUCACGUGCUGAAGCGGAUGUUCAAGUUGAUUGAUCGGCCCUGGAAAAUGUACCCCCUGGGCGUGCUGUUCGGGCUGGGGUUCGACACCUCGUCGGAGAUCGCGCUGCUGGGGAUCUCGUCGGUGGAGGCGGCCAAGGGGACGAAUUUCUGGGUGAUUCUGAUCUUUCCGGCGCUGUUUACGGGCCCAGCGGGGAUGUGCCUGCUCGACACGACGGACGGCGCGCUGAUGCUCUCGCUGUACGUGCAGCCGUCGGCCCACUUCCUGCCGCCGAAGAGCGAUGCCGCGUCGGAUGCGCCGCUUCUCUCGGGGCCGGAUGCGGGUGCAGGGCUGGAGGAGCACGGUGCCGAGCAAGAGCAGCAACCGAGAAACCACCGCGACCCCGUCGCGUUCCUGUACUACUCGAUCGUGCUGACCUGCCUUACGGUCAUUGUGGCGAUCGUGAUCGGCGUGAUCCAGGUGCUGACGCUUGUGCUGAACGUGGCGACCCCCACGGGGAAGUUCUGGGACGGCGUGCAGGUGGCCGGGGAUUAUUAUGAUGCCAUUGGCGGGGGCAUCUGCGGGUGUUUUCUGGUGAUUGGGGGGUUGAGUGUGCUGGUCUAUGGGCCGUGGCGGCGGUGGGUUGCUAGGCGGAAGGGGAGGGGGUUUGCGGUGGAUGUUGAGGGGUCUUCUGCUGGGUAUCGAGAUGAGGGUGGGGAGGAGGUGGUGUCUGGGGCUGGGGCUGGGGCUGGGGGUAAGGGGGCUACGGCUGCGGUUGCGGCUGUUGGGGGGCCUUCGGGCUGA